Branchiostoma belcheri (Belcher's lancelet) is the source of this 3339-nucleotide messenger RNA. RefSeq names its product amiloride-sensitive amine oxidase [copper-containing]-like. Gene Ontology annotation, molecular function: primary methylamine oxidase activity; copper ion binding; quinone binding. The transcript has a single exon. The record is from RefSeq and is a predicted model, not a curated record. Lineage: Eukaryota; Metazoa; Chordata; Leptocardii; Amphioxiformes; Branchiostomatidae. Gene Ontology annotation, cellular component: plasma membrane. The coding region runs from base 322 to 2739 and encodes 805 amino acids. Gene Ontology annotation, biological process: amine metabolic process.
UAAACCCUCAGCGUACUUAGCGAAAGAUUUAUGUAGUCGGUGGCAGCGUGACCUGACAUUUAUCCCUAUUCAAAUUUAUUACCUGUGGUUUUCACGCCACUUCAGUCUCAAAUGUAGAAGUUCAAGGGUCGCUGGGAAUAUCGUUCUGAGCGGCAGCGGGAGCUGAACAAACUAGAGGUGGCAUUUCAAUUUUCUGGGGAUACCAGGGGUCACUGUGCCCAUACCAGCAGCGUGUCGGCGGCUGUCUUUUCAUGCUGGCUCCCGCGGCUUUUCGUUUACGGACAAGUCAGUCACGGCACUCGCGAAAACCAUCUGACGGAUAUGAGCGCGGACAUCUGUUGCGACAUACCGAAUGCCAGUGAGACACAGUCCUCUCAGAAAACCGCCAUGGGUUCCAAAUUUGAAAAAUCGCCCUUUCGGUGGAAGGUGGCCACUCUCGUGUUGUUCCUUGUGUGCGUCGCUCUGGCUGUGACGCUGAUCGUGGUCUUGUGUAGCGGCGUGAGUACCGGACAGCACGACGGCCACGGCCAGCCCUGUGCGGCGGGAUAUAUCGUGGAACCUGUCGAUCCUACUCGCCCCGGUCCCUUCAGCGAUCUGAGCCUUGAGGAGAUCGACAGCGUGCGAAACUACAUGUUGGCACAGGACAGUCUUCAGCUAACGCCCUGGGAGCACGCCGAGAUCAGCGAUAAUUACAUCUACGCUAUUGAAACGCACCUCCCUGCCAAGGACGACGUGCUCCGUUUUCUCGAUGGAGGAGGACCGGCGCCCGAGCGGCUUGCCAAAGUUACGGUGUACGCUGGCCAGCGGACACCACCCGUGGUAGAAGAAUACAUCGUCGGACCUGUUACAAAUCCGUCCCGUCACACCGUCUACACCCUGAGGGGCAGGAAGUUCCCCAUACCCUUCCACUCCCGUGUUCCAGAUAGCAAGGAAAAUAACCUUGUGGAGGGCCGGCUACGGGAGGUAUCUGAAACGGCUUACAGGGUGUUGAAGGAAAGCUUCGACACUUGGUAUCACAACUGCACUGAUCGGUGUUUGACCUUCAUAGACACGGCACCGAGGGGUUUCCGCAGCGGGCAGAGGAAGACGUGGUGGUACGCCAUGCGGAACCUCCAAGGCAUGACUCUGAACCCUGUCGGCUUUAUGGUCGAGGUUAACACAGAAGGAGCGAACACAAGUCAGUGGCGAACCGAGAGAGUCUUCUACAACGGACAGUUAUUCGAUUCAGUGCACGAACUUGUAUCAGACUACAACCAGGGAACCGUCGAGAAAGUGACGCUGCCUAUGCCUAAAGACGACAACACGCUGUUCUCGUCUUUUCGACGCAGAGGCCCGCCACAGCCGCCGACUCCUCUGCGGGCACCUGAGCAAUUCGAGCCGGACGGGCGGCGGUACAAGGUACGUGGCCGUCACGUUGAGUACAUGGGCUGGAGUUUUGACUGGCGUUUGAGCACCACGCACGGGCCUCAACUGCUGGACAUAAAAAUGAACGGGGAGCGUGUGGUGUACGAACUUAGCUUACAAGAGAUAGGUGCGUUCUACAGCGGACACGACCCUCUCAUGCUCAGCACGUUUUUCCUGGACACCGGUUGGAACAUGGGCUCGAGUCAUUUUGAGCUCGUUCCCGGCGUAGAUUGCCCCAACACUGCUUCUUAUCUUGACGUCUUACAUCAAAAGGACUCGGCUAGGCCCAGACAGUACAAAAACGCAGUCUGCGUAUUCGAACUGAACACAGGCAUUCCCCUACGUCGUCAUUAUGAGUCCGAUUUUCAGGGUGGGUACCUCUUCUACGGCGGGAUGGUCGACAAUGUCCUAGUUGUACGCACCAUAUCGACCGUGUUCAACUACGACUACGUGUUAGACUUCAUCUUUCACCAGAACGGCGUCCUGGAGGUGAGGACCAGUCUGACGGGGUACGUCAUGAGCACGUUCUACACCCAGGCAGAGGCGCCGUACGGCUACAAGAUGUGGCAGAGCGCGAUCGGGAACGCUCACCACCACGUCAUCAACCUGAAGGUGGACAUGGACGUCGGCGGCAUCGAAAACCGGUACGAGACCGUAGACUUCGUUCAGACGAACAUAACAAAUCCCCUGUACCCAGAACUGUAUCAUAUCCACACAAAAGCGCAGCGAAACCCAAAAACAACAGAACGGGAGGCCAUACUACAUUAUAACUUCGAUCGUCCCAAAUAUUACAACUUUUACAAUCAGGAAAAGAGCAACUCUUACGGUAUCAAGAAGGGUUAUCGCAUCCAAAUCAACGCGCCGACCAAAGAGCUCGUGCCGCGGGGGUGGGGCCCCAUGCGGGGUGCCGCCUGGGCAGACUACCAGAUGGCGGUCACGCGUCGCAAGGAGUCGGAGCCGGCCAGCUCCUCCCUCUACAACCAGAACGACCCGUACGAUCCCGUCGUAGACUUUGACAGGUUCUUGGACGACGACGAGAACAUAGUAGACCAGGACCUGGUGGCCUGGGUAACCAUGGGGACGCACCACGUGCCGCACGCCGAGGACGCACCCGUCACCGCCACCGCCGGGAACCAGCUCUCCCUCUUCCUCAGACCCUUCCACUUCUUCGACGAGGACCCGUCCAUGGCGUCCUCCAACGGCGUCCUCAUCACGUACGAUAAAGACUCCCAUGAAGUGGACGUGGACAGGUUCGGUACGCCCUAUGGGUCGAACUGCCUGCCAAGAGAAGCUGUAUUUGCGUACAACGGAACGUGGCCGGAAACAGAGGACUGAGCUGGACGGAACGGUGCAGGCACAAGGUACCACACCUCUGUAUAGGCAUUAUCAGAACUGUGAGGCAUGUAAUGUGUUUUAUAUUGUAAAACUUGUAAACGUUUUGUGUAAUUCACAGCCAGUUGUACAAAGCUGCCCUGUAACCGUGUCGAUAAUGUAGGAAACCUAGCCUAGAGGGAACAAACUGCAUGUCUGUGGUCUUGUAUCUUGUAUGUAACAGUAUCUUGCCCAUGAUAUGCAAAUGUGUGAAUGGUCACUCAAAGCCAGGUACCGCCAUGUUAGUCAAGAACAUGUAGAGUGGUAGUGACCUCACAACGUGAAUCUUUGCAUUUGUAUGUGCUCUCGUUAUCGAGAAACUUUCUUACAAGGUUACUUGGAUCCAAGCCCAGACGGUAUGAACAUGUGGGUAUUUUGAAAUAGUUUGUAAAAGUUUGCUUGAGGAGAGGCGUGUGUAACGUUAGUGUUGUACUUUUUAAACCAAGAUGAUCAUAAAAUUCGGUUCGCCACUACCCUUCCUUCAUUGUCCCGUACAGUGAUUAUUGUUAUAGACACAUGGGGUCCUGUCGCCAGAGAUAAAGUCAUGUUUUAAUAUACAAAGAA